Protopterus annectens (West African lungfish) is the source of this 3355-nucleotide messenger RNA. It is a transcript of the gene GPM6B, whose product is annotated as glycoprotein M6B. Gene Ontology annotation, cellular component: plasma membrane; myelin sheath. The record is from RefSeq and is a predicted model, not a curated record. The coding region runs from base 372 to 1163 and encodes 263 amino acids. NCBI's taxonomy places the organism in Eukaryota, Metazoa, Chordata, Ceratodontiformes, Protopteridae. Gene Ontology annotation, biological process: central nervous system myelination; axon development. Gene Ontology annotation, molecular function: structural constituent of myelin sheath. The transcript has 7 exons.
AAAAAAUAGAGAGACAGAGAGAGAGAGAGAGUGCGAGAGAGAGAGAGAGGAAGCAGUGGGGUAAGACUGGCUUUCUUUCUACUGUAGUCAUAUAGAAAACCAGGGCAGUAUCUGAAACAGAAGGGCCAUUUUAUAACUAUACUGUUCAGUGACGUAUGGAUGAGACUCUGCUAGCAGAAAUCUUUAUGGACCAGUAAGUUGAAUGAAAUUGAAUCUGACAAGACCCUUGCAUCUUGGAAGGGACUGUAAUCUACAGUGGUGAAGAACAGAACUAUUCAAUCACUGCAGUUGUAAAUCCAGAGACAGAGGACAGUGAAAAAGACGGGAGAGAGAGUGUAUGUUUAUUGGGCAGUGCAUUUUUGGUUGAUGGGAUGAAGCCAGCCAUGGAAACUGUAGCAGAGGAAAACACAGAGCAAAGCCAAGAGAAAAAAGGUUGCUUUGAAUGUUGCAUCAAGUGCCUGGGAGGAGUUCCCUAUGCCUCGCUAGUAGCAACCAUUCUGUGCUUCUCUGGUGUGGCGCUGUUCUGCGGCUGUGGCCACGUGGCUUUGACAGGGACAGUAACGAUAUUGGAAAACCACUUCUCCAAGAAUGUCAGUGAUCAUGCCUUGUUGACUGAAGUGGUACAGCUAAUGCAGUAUGUCAUCUAUGGAAUUGCUUCAUUUUUCUUCUUGUAUGGAAUUAUUCUUCUGGCAGAAGGCUUUUAUACAACAAGUGCCGUUAAAGAGAUUCAUGGCGAGUUCAAAACUACUGCUUGUGGGCGAUGCAUCAGUGGAAUGUUUGUUUUUCUGACCUACGUGCUUGGAGUUGCCUGGCUGGGGGUAUUUGGCUUCUCUGCAGUACCUGUCUUCAUGUUUUACAACAUAUGGUCAACUUGUGACACCAUUAAGUCUCCACCAUCAAAUCUCACAGCUCCAGAAAUCUGCGUAGAUAUUCGACAAUAUGGUAUCAUACCUUGGAGUUCCUUACCUGGAAAAGCUUGCGGACAGACCUUAGAGACCAUCUGUAACACAAAUGAGUUCUACAUGUCUUACCACCUUUUUAUUGUGGCCUGUGCUGGUGCUGGUGCUACUGUUAUUGCACUGCUAAUCUACAUGAUGGCUACUACAUAUAACUAUGCCGUUUUGAAGUUUAAGAGUCGGGAAGACUGCUGCACUAAAUUCUAAACUGUUGUAAACGUACAUUAUAGAGGUCUAUAAGGCUGCAGUGAGCAGCUUGAAUUACCACUGAUAUGGACUAAAAAGUGAAAGAAAGAAAACAAAUGGAACCUAGUCAUUAGUCUUUUAAUAGCACAGUAUUUUGUAAAUUGCAACAGUAAGCACAAAUUAGUAUUAUGGUUAAUGAACAUUGUGUUGGAUAAACAGUGUAAAAGGGUGAGAUCUGGCUAUUUGAUAAAUGUAAAGCUAUGGAAAAUGCUUUUGUUAUUGUGCUGUUCCCAUCUUGUGCAUGUAUGCAUCAGUCAGUUCAUCUUUGUUCAGCCAUAUGUUUUAAAAAUGUUAUUUCUGAAUAUUUACAAGACGUAACUGAAAUGUCGAGGGCCGUAUAUUUUUAGAAUAGGGACUAAUGGCAAUAUUUUCUUAAUAAUAUGGCAGACAUGCAUACAAACUAAUGAGCUCUUAAAAACAAUAGUACUUUUCAUGUCUUAGAUGCUGCCUGUAACAGAAAUGUAGCAUGGACAAAGCUGACAGGGUUUAGAUCAGCAGCACUUAUGUGUUUACCAAGCAUGCUAUGGCUUGCCAAUGUUUACUCACUUCCCUGCUAAAUUCAGUUGAAAGGUAAAAUCUUGUUUUGAUUAGGCUCAAAACUAUGGGAAGGGACAGCAGGCUUGUUGUCAAAAUGAGUAAAGUUUCAGAGCAGUAAAUGUUGGCAUUAUAAAGAAUGAAAUUAUGUUCAAGUAGAUUUAUGCUGCCCUUUCUGGAGCGGAUGGUUUGCUACUUACAGAAUGUAUUCCAUUACUAGGUGCCUUUGAUCCUCACUGACAAAAUUUUAGCCUUUGCACUCUGUGACUGUUGGAGAAUGGAUUACUGGAUUAGCUAUUUUCUGCUCUUACCUUGCACUUUCAGGAAUGAAAACCUAGAAUCACAAACUAAAACCAAACACAAAAGACAUUUUAAAAUUUCCAUAUUAUUUGUCCGUAGAUGGAGAAUAGUGGUGGUACUGAAAAAAAUAAGGAAUGCUGCUUAAAAUGUGCCAUACCUCGUCGGUAAAUAAGAGAUCUUAUGCCCUUAAUGUGUGUGCCAUAAAUACCUUUAGGUGAGAUACAUGGGUUUUAUUCUUAAUAACUGUCAUCAUCCUUUAGUAGAUAAUAGAAGUACAAUAAUAUUCUAUAACGGAUUCCAUUGUCAGUCAUUUGCUCUUUCAUUUUUCUUUUAUUUUAAUUACCAAAUGUGCCUCCAAAAAUAAAUAAAUAAAUAUGCAAUUCGAUUGAUAUAUUCCAUUAUAAUUUCUACAAGUGACCUGAUUAAUUUAAUUUAACAUGCAUACCCUGAACUUCAAUAAGGUCUACUAGAGUUAUUUUAUUGACAAUGGUAGAAUCAAUUUCUCCUAUGACUUUUUUCUCCCAUGUCUUACAUUUGUAUCAGUUAUAAAAUUAUAGUGAAGAUUUUAUCCUAAUAAACCAGUACAGGGAGGAAAAAAUGUCUAUGGGUGAUUUUUUUCCUUUUGUUUUGUUUACAGUAGGGAUAUGGCAGCAGAUAUUAGUUAAGUUCAUGAUUUGCUGUUGCUGUGUAAUGAGUGCCUUAUACAGUUUUGAUAAGACAGGCAGAUUUAACUUUAUAUGGCCACUUCAAGAUUAAACAUCCAUGCACCAUGGUUACCUCAUCACUUACAGUCUUCUGGUUGUACACUUUCAUUCAUUUUGUGUUGUAGUCCUGUUUACUGCUGCAUAUUCACAUAAGUGUCUAAAUGCACAAUAGCCAGAUCUCAUAUUCUCCUGUUCAUAAUUUUAUAUUGGUGGUACAUGUUUUGUAGAUGAUUUAAACUUUUGCACGAUAGUUGGAAUACAGUGAAACAAGGUUAUUUCUCAGACUGCUCAUCCCUGAAGCAGGAACUAAGAUUUUUUUUAAGUUUAAAACUAUUAUGAUAAGAAAAUUGCAUAAAAACAAGGAAAACUGAAAAUAUGGCUAUAUAUUCUCAAAAUAUUGUUUAUUGUUUUCAGCGUACUUUAUGGUAGCAAUGUUUAUUUUAAACUGACAUUUUUGUAGCCUGUCUAUGUCAUUGUACAUUUUGUUAACUCAGACUGCAUGCUGUUUCAUAUAGUUUUCAAAUUUUUGACAGCAACAUUUCUUUAUUUAACUUGUUCUCUAAUAUGUUGUAGCUAUUUUCUUUAAAUACAUUAAAUAAAACAUAUUUUGCCCCA